Molecule: messenger RNA, 1703 nt
Organism: Saprolegnia diclina VS20
Lineage: Eukaryota; Oomycota; Saprolegniomycetes; Saprolegniales; Saprolegniaceae
Exons: 10
Coding region: 663-1703 (346 amino acids)
Source: RefSeq, a predicted model, not a curated record
UUUUGUACCUCACCCGCACCAUGACUGACGCCUGCGCCACCUCCGCACCCCACAUGGCUCCAACUACCAAUAUCUGCAAUCUAAUCCCACACAAGAGAGGUCCCCCGUCGCGACUGUACUUGCUGCAUGAGAAGGCCGAAUAUCUAUUCCUCCAGCUCCAAGCUCGGGAUCAAGACCUUGCGCUGUACGAAGCCAAGAUGGGGACGUACACCAAGCUCGAAGGCAAAAUGUCAGCCAAGAUCCACGAGCUUCAAGGCCAAGUUGCCUACUACGAAGGCAAGUUCAAGGAGGUGGAUCAGCUUCGCCGGCUCGACAUGAACGAGCACGAGCACUUGCGACAUCGUAUCCAGGGACUCGAAGACUCCCGUGACGACAGUCGGGCGACACAGCUACGUCUUCAGCAAGAGAUUGCGACGACACGGUCCGCGCUCAUCGAGCAAGAAGCUACUGUAGUCCAACGAGACAAGACAAUCGCAUACCUCGAGUCCGAGAACCGCCACAUCAUGGAUAACUACCACAAAGUAGGUCACGUCGACUACUUUACUGGCCCAUCGCGCUUUUAGAGAGCGGAGGAAUACCAAGCCACAUCGGAGGCACAGCGCCAGCAAAAAGAAGAGCUCGAAUCCACGAUUGCGCUGCUGGAGGAAGCAUCGCGGCACCAUAUGCAGCACGAUGCUGAGAGGGACCGCGUCGUCGAGCAGCUUCGAAUUGAACUUUGCGCCGUGCAAGCCGCACGCGAUGAUUGCGAGGCGCAGCUUGCAGCCCUGGGCUUGGAUGCACAAGACUCGGCUCAAACAGUGGCGCGACUCACGCGAGAGGUCGCCGACGCUAAAGCUGCAACGACGCUUCUCCGCGAGUCCGCAGACGAAGAACGUCGUGCCUGGGCACAGUACGAAGACGAAAAAGAGAGACUCGUAGUGGGGACCCAAAAUCUUCUCACUCGCCACGACAAGCUCCUCGACUGGAGCUGCCGUCGCCUCGAUCGCGCACGAGACCUGCAGCUGCAACAAAUUGUCUUUUUGACGUGGAACGGGACCACACAACGUGCCAAGAACGCGCACAUGGCUCUCCAGCUUCAGCGCUGCGAAGCCGCGUUGUCACGCUUCACCCACGAGCUCACUGCUACCCGGGAGUCGUUGGGUCAACUUCGGAAAUCUGUUGCCGAGCUCAGUCCAUCAUCGACAUUAUCGACCGCGAUCGUCCAAGCGUGCCACCAGGCCGUGCUGGAGCGCGACGUAGCCUACCGCUACAUCGACUCGCUGACGUUGUCCAAUCAGGAGAAGAGCGCUCAGUUGCAUCAGCUGCACACCGACCUCACUCUGCUUCGUACAAAGAACGAGCUAGACCAAUGCAGUGGCAGCGACAAGCGCGCCUUGCUGCAGCGCGAUAUUGAGCACCUGCACAAUGUCGUGGAUGGCUCCAAGGCGGCUGUGCGUCGACAGCAGAUGCUUGUUUACCGCCUUUGCGGAGCUCGCGCACAAGCGAAAGCAACGCUGUUGGCGACAGUCUUCUUUUACACGUGGCGAGAUGUGCAUCAGCGGCGGACCCUUGGUGGAUGGUGCAACGAGCUCCUUGCGAAUACUGGCAGUCCAGGGACCCAGCGCGUGCCCGAGUGGCAUCUCAUGGAUUAUACACCUCGAGCGACACUGCGACGCUUGACACUGCGCUUUGCAGGUCCCUUUGCCACGUCAACCGACGAGUAG